ACCAGUUUCAUGAAAGUUGCCUUCCUGGGAGGACUUCGAGAAGCGUGUUCUUAACAGGUGUGCAUUGGUAGGUCUGUUGAAGAGCUUGAAUGUACCUCUCCUAACAAGAUUGAUGGCAUUUAAGAUUCAGAGGCAGGGAGUCUUGACUGCUGUUGUGGUGGUGCAUUGCUUUUCUGGUACAGCGUUUCUACAUUUUUAUCCAAAAUUUCACUGUCACGUGCCUCGUUUGCUUACCCUGUAGCAUCCCCAGUCAUUAAAGUAUUGGAGAAAGAUUUCCUGGAACUGUAGUGCAGAAUAGUUCUGAGUGAUGGGAUCAAAAGGUAAGAAGUACUUCACCCACCUGUUUUUAAAUCUAUGUCUUUUGGUACCCCAGGUGUCUGCUCAGAGUUGGGAUCUCAAACUGACUUAGAUCCUUUUAGUAAGAAGGUCUCUUAAAAGCCCACCCCCUCAGUUACGUACCAGGGGAAGCAAAACCCCAGGGAAGCUGAAGGGCUUUUGUCCCCCUCACACUGCAGGCUCCGGCUAGUAGGGGCAGAGCCAGGAACACCCACAGCUGCCCCUCUUGUAGGUGACACACCAGCUCUGUGCUCUGAGGCGGUCGGUGUAGGUAAAUGGGUGAUCUGGCUUCUUUAUCUGGUCAACAUUUUGAUAAGAUUGCUUUGUCAUUUGGAGACCAUAUUUAGUUUUAUUUUCAGUGAGAAAAAUCUUAUGUUAAAACCCAUUUAUGCAGAUUGCCAUCUUGUUUCACCAGGACCAUGGAACAGUGGUUUGUACUAGCAGGGAAGACAACAUUGUAGCAACCCAGAAUUUCAGCACGUACUAGUCAUUGUGAAGUGAGUGUGGGCAUCUUUUCUUAGGAUUCCCAAUAUGCAUACGCUUUCUGGAUCCAAAGUCCAGUUGCUAUAAUUUUUAAGCCUAGUGUUUUAACCUAACAUUUUUAUCACCAACUUUUCCUUAGCAGUGUUUCUUUUGUCAUUUAGUUACUGAUUUUCCUGGAUUUGACAUGUUGAGUGUUCCAUGAAAUGACGUAUGUUGUUUUGAAAGCCAAUUCUUAUGAAUUGAAGUAGCUGAGUUCCUUCAUGUUUGUCAUAUUUACUAAAGUACCUGGCACAAAAUGCACCAAAACCUAGAGCAGUAGCUUUAUGUAAGUGCUCAUGAGUUUGUGUUGUUAAUUUAAUUGUCAACCCACUUAAAAUUUGUGCAAUACUGUAUAUAUGUAGAGAUUGAGUUGCCAAUAAAAAGAAAAAUGUCUGUUUGUGAUCAUAAAAUUGCCUUUUCUUUUAAGAGAGGAUGGCUUGGGAAUAGUAGCCAUUAUAGCUACUAACAAACAAUCUCAUAUUUUUCUAACUAGUCUCCUUGCUGCUGAGAAAUUUCCCCACCCGAUUCUGUCACAUCCAGUCUUUCAGUUGCUGGGUUCCCCAUGCGGCCCAUUGACAGAAUCAUUUCAGUUACUCUGGGCUCCAGAGUCCUCAUCAUUUCUUUUCUACUUCUGCCCUGUCUUUCUCCCUCCUUCACCAUGAGGAUCAUCCAUGCUCCUUCCUACAGCCUCCCACGCACAUUUCUUCCUUCCUUUCUCGCAUGUUGUUGUCCCCACCAAGAAUGCUUUUUUCCAGCUCUGUCCUCAGAGCUUUAUGUUUAUCUCCUGCAGAAAGGUUCUUAAUAGUUGCCUUCAGACACAUUUGUGAGCACCUGCUCUCCGCCAUCCCUGAGGCUUCGCAGGUAACCAGAGACAGCCUCUGAUCUCAAAGAUCUUAAGAGUUGAUACAUGAAACAGACACCCAUGAAAAGAAUAGAGUAAGUGUUGCUAAUAACAUUUAUCCCAUGCUUGCUACAUGCCAGGAACUGUUCUGAUUAACCUCAUCUUCACAGCAACCCAGUGAAGUAGGUCUGAUUAUUUUCUGUCUCGUAGAUGACAAGCUGAAGAGUGGCGUGGAUAAAAUAGGGGACCUAAGGCAGCAUGGUCCGUGGCCAAGCCAGGAUGACGACCGGGGCCACCUGGCUCCAGCCCCGUGCACCUCGCCCUUAGGCCGCACUGCGUGUCAUGUUAAGAACCAAGACCAGGGGUGCACUUCUAAAAAGAGAUCAGAGAAUUAAACCCCAGCACCAUGCUCCUCCGUAAAGACACGGACCCAAGUAAAGAUGGUGUGCCAGGAGAGCCCGCUGUGUGCUCGCUGCCAGAAUUAUAUGCAUUUGUUGAAAAUUUUAAUAAGGAGAGCAAGAAAUUGCAUCUCCUGAAAACUCACAGUCUUUUACCUAGUGAGGCGCAGAGAAUGCUCAGCCAGAACGUGAAUGGAACCGAGGAGACCGAUGAGAGAGGAGAGACUUCCCAGCCUGUUCUCACGUGCAGGGUGGUUAGAAGAGAAGAAAGGCCAGGGUCCAUGACUGAACUCCUGCACAGCAGCCUGCUGGCCAGCUCCCUCUCUCCCCUGGAGAGACUCUCCAGGUCCCAGCAGAGGAUCUCUCAGUACGGGAUCCCUCCUCCCGUGCACACUUUUCCUUACGAGAUUCUCAUCAGUCACUCCAAAGCUAUGUCACAGGUCACCGUUCGGCAGAAGGCCCACAGCACCAAACUAGCAUGCGGACUGGGCGUUCCCAGUGACUUGCCAGGAAAGUUCAUCUUGGAAGACAAAGUUCCGAAAUAUUUAGUCGAUCCAGGAAAACAAUUCCUGGACCUAAAGGACCUGGAAUGGAGGUACUACAAGGGGAUUGCGAAGUGGAAGCGCCAUACUGCAGAUUCACGUAUAAAAAUUAAAUACGACAGUGAGAAGAGAUUUGUGAAGAGCCAGCAGAUGCCUCGUGCUGCUUCCCCGCCUCUAGUUCAAAAGUCUUUGGUCAUUUAUCCUCAGGUCGAUUACCCAAAAAAGGAAGGUUCUUCUUAAAUGGAAUAUGUAGUUGUAUUAAAAUAUCUCGGAUCUAGAUCGUGAUUUUGAGAGCAAUGAAUUUAUACAUGAGAAGAAGCAGUGGCACCAUGGAACUUAGGGACAAUCUAUGCAAAUACACCUGUAAGGUCCACUAUGAAACCAUUAUUAUGGAGUGAAAGAUCCAAAUUGACCUGCUAAUGUAAGACCCAGUUUGGAUCAGUGAAACCCAUCUGGACUAAGGCUGAGGCAAUUCUAGAUCAUACAAAAAGAAAGGGUGCAUGUGAAUGAAAACUCCUGAGCAAGAAGAGCUCUUAAAAAUAUUUUAAGCAGAUGAAGAAGUCCGUUAUCAUAAAAAUAGUAGGUAAAUUCAACAAAUGAGAGAAUUAGCACCUGAGGAUGUAGAGCUCAUUCUGAGAACUUAAAAAUAACAUGCUGACUGCUCAAAGACAUGAGGAAGGAAGUAGCACUCGUGAGACAAGAGCGAGAUUGGAAAAAGCACAAAUUGGAAAACUUGGAAUGAAAAAUAGUCUUUGAAAAGAAAAUAAGAAGAACCGUCAAUAAAUGAUCUCGAUGGCGUACUAGAUAUAUCUGAAAAGAGAGGAUUAGUGAGUUGGAAGGUAGCACUGAGAGAGAAGCUUCUAGAUCAUAGCACAGUAAGAAAGGACGAAAUUAUGAAAGAAGUUAAAGGUAAGGGAGGGUCGGAUGAAAAGCUUUGAAUUAUACCCAGGGUAAGCUGCAGAAGAAAAGAGGGAGAAUGGAAAAGAGAUGAUGUUUGAAAAUAAAACAGCUGAUAAUUUUCCAGAAAUGAACCACAUGAAACGUUGAAUUUAAAAAUCUCACUGAGGGAGUGGGGUAUAGCUCAGUGGUAGAGUGUGUGCCUAGCAUGCACGAGGUCCUGGGUUCAAUCCCCAGCAUCUCCAUUAAAAAUAAAUAAAUAAAAAUCUCACUGACUAGCAAGAAAAUAAAAUAAAUCUACACCUAGAAAGACUGUAGCAAAACUGGAGGGCAUUAAGCAAGAAAGGAAACUAAAAUCUCUACAAAUGAGAGAAGACUGAUUGUAUACAAAGAAAUGACAUAUCAACAGUGGAAAUACGGCAGUACAGGGGAUUGAACCCAGGACCUUGCACAUGCUAGGCACGUACUCUACCGCUGAGCUGUAGUACCUUCUGCCCAGACCUUUCAUUAAUAAUCAAUGUCAGAGGGUGAUGGCGUCACAUACUCAAAAUGCUGAGGGAAAACAACGAUCAAUCUAAAAUUCUCUAACCAGCCAAACUCUCUUUAAAGAGCAGGGGUAAAAUAAACACAUUUUAAAACAUGUAAGAGCUAAAAAUGCUUACUACCCCCAAUCUCUCACUGAAAAAACUUAUAGUAAAAUAUGUACUUUAGCAAGAACUCAGAGGGAGUGCAAGGAAUAAUGGUGAACAAUUCAAUUAUGAAUAAUGUAGGUAUAUGAAUGUUUAGAUAUUAAAAUACAUUUCUGGAUUCUUUUUCCUAGUAUUUUACUUAGAAAAUUGGCCUGUAUAUAAGUGAAAUUAUUCUCUUGUUCCCAUUUUUUGCACUGUUUUUUAAAAUCAUAUUCUGGUUCAGGAUAGUGGGCGCCUCUGUAGUUCCACUGUCAGUCUGUCAUUUCUUUGUAUAUAAUCCAUCCUCUCUCUUUUGUAGAUUAGAGUUUCUCACUUAAUGCUCUACACUUAAAACUGUAAACUUUUCUUCAUGGAAGUUACAGUUCCAGAAAACAUUUUAAACACUUAGCUACCUUCGUAAAAUGAAUUGGGGACUUUUCAUCCUUUUUACAAGGCCAUAGAUAUCUAAACAAUAGGAAAAAUAUUUAUUCUUUACAGUCGAGCUAGAACUCAGCUCGAAAGCCAUCUCAUCCUGACAUCUUUUCUUCUCGCUUUUAUUAUGAAAGUUUUUAAACACUCAUAAAAAUAAAUAAAAUUAUAUCAUAAGCCUGCACAUACCCAUCAUCUAGAUUCAGUAUUAAGAUUUUUAUCAUACUUGUCUCAUCUAUGUCUUUGUUUGUAUUUGCUGUGUCUGCUGAAUUGUUUUGAAGCAAAUCUUGGGCCUCAUGUCUAAGAUAUUAUCCUUAUCUGGUUUGGCUUGCCUCUUGGAAAAAAACAUAUGGAUGUUUACUUUCAUAGCCACAAUGCCAUUAUUAUACCAAGAAAAAAUGAACAAUAAUUCCUCAGUACUGUCUAUGUUCAAAGUCCCCCUUUUUUUUACACCUCUCAAGUUUCUUUUAAUGUAGAGAAAUUCCUCAUUUUUUUAAUGCAAUUGACUUACUGAAGAAAUAGGUCCAUUGCCCUGUAGAAGGUCCCACAAUCUAAAUCUAUAUCCUCAUGGUGUUAUUCAAGUUUUUCUUCUGGCAUCCCUAUUUCUUGUAAAUUGAAUGUUUCCUAAAGCCUUGAUUAGCUUUAGGGUCCGUUCUUUUUGGAAAGAAUACUUCACAAGAUGAUGCUGCAUACUUUAGCUUACUUCACGAAUAAUAUCUGGUUGUCCCUCUUUUAGUGAUUAUAAGAUUGAGUAAUGGAUUCAGGUGGUGGUGCCUCUGAUUACAGUUCCUCAUCAACUUUUCAUAUAAUGGCUUCCAUCCGUCAGUGAUUAUGGUCGACAUCCUCUACCAGGCUCCCAGUGAUCCCCACCUCGUGAUAUGUACACCCUGAUCUCCCAGGGAAGCCAGCUGCCGUCCUUGAGAUGCUUUAUGGAGAGGUCCAUGUGGCAAAUAACUGACAUCUCUGGCCAGCUGCCAGCAGGGAUCUGAGCUGUGCCAACAGCCACAAGAGUGAGCUUGGAAUCAGAUCCUCCCCUUACCAAGCCUUGAGAUGACUGCAGACCCGGCUGACACCUUGACUGCAACCUCGUGGGAGACCCUGAGUCAGGGGCGCCCCGAACAAAUAAGGAGAAUUGGGAUGAGAAGAUUGGCUGUAUGUGUAUAGACCUGCACAUUUGCACAUUGCAGAGAAAUGGAGAUUCUUGAAAUUUACACACCUGUGAAAUGAGGAUUCUGAAGGUUGGAAUUGGAUACGUCCCCUGCGUGCUAUUGCCCCCUAGUGGCUGAUGACAAGAACCCAACUGUGAGUGCGGGCCUGCCCAGUCACGUGACCCAAGCAGCCUAGCCCUCCCACCCCCGGAAGGUAAACUCCGCCUGCCCCCCAGGGGACUCCGAAGAAAAUCUUGCUCCCGUAGGCCCGACUUCUCUCCCAAGAUUCCCCAGGGCUGAGGGCUCUAAAUUGGGAAAGUGACAAGGAAGCCUGUGGAUUCACUCAGGAGGAGGUUCCCAAAACAUCUCAUGUGACUGUCAUGUCAUGGAUGAAAUGCUUUCCACCUCACCUGGCAAAGUCCAGGGCAAAGCGAAAACUGCUGAGUCUCCGGCUAAGGAUUCCGGCGAGCUCCCACCUUGCGCGAACAGAGAGGCUGUGGCAGCUCCUACACCCGGCAUGAAUUCAGAAGCUCAGAGCUUCUGAACGGAAAGUACUGUCUCCAUCCCUCUGAUCACUCUGUGGGACUGUCCUCGCAUAUGAUAAAAACUGAGGUGGUCGCCACUGUCCGAAACUUCUCUGCAGUUCCUCCAGCUUUUGUCCUCAAAAGAAAAGUGCCCAGCCAAUGAGACAGUAUGCAAUCCACAGUGAGAAAGGGGCUGCCUGGUUCUGGACCCUGGAUGAGUCACUUCACAUCUUUGGAUCAGUUUUCUCACCAGUGGAGGUACUGGGGAUUGAACCCAGGACCUCAUGCACACUAAGCUUGCACUCUCCCACUGAGCUAUACCCUCCCCUGGAAGGAGGCAUUCUAACGGACGCUGGGAGGCGGAAGGGGUCCAGCAGCUUCCCUGACUUCAGUAGGAACAGCUGACGCAGGCAGGUGUGGCCCGUGUCAACGCAGUUACUGAAGCAGGGGCGGUAUAACGCCGUCAUUGCAUAGAUCCUGAGAGGCUGCCCGGAGGUGGAGAUGUUUAAGCCUCAUCUCAGAAAGUGUCCCCACGUCGGCCAGAGUGAUCUCUGUAACAAGCAAGCCUCAUCGCGGUCAGCUCUCACCCGUGUUCAGAGUCGCUCCGUGCCUUCCAGCUGUUCUUGGUAAAAAGAUGUGACCUGUCUCGUCACACCUCCAAUGGGAGCAGAGACCUUGAGUCAAGCCUUUUAGAACUCUCUGCUCUCAGCAGUGGGGAAGGAAAACCUAAUAUGUCAUUUGAUGUCAUUUGAUGCUUAAAUGCUGUGUCUGCCACAAAUUAAUAUAUCACUUAUCACUCAUCUAGCAUCUAGAGACCUUUCCAUAUCAGCAAAUCCAGAGCUGUUUCUUUUUUCUUAAUAACCGCAUGGUAUUAUGUUAUGCUCGAUGUUUCAUAAUUUGUUUAACCAGCCCCAGUUCCACGUAAGGUGUUUCCAGUGCCAUAGUUACACAUUUUGUACAUAGAUCUUAUUAGCUUACUAUUCUUCACUUAAAAAAUUAUUUUAGCAGGGGGUGGUUAAUAGCUCAGUGGUAAAGCACAGAUUUAGCAUGCGUGAGGUCCUGGGUUCAAUCCCCAGUACCACCAAUUUUAAAAACUCUGUAAAAAAAAAAUGUAUUUUAGCUCUUCCUGUAAAAUUCUGCUUAUUCCUACAUCUUCCAUAUAAACUUUUGAAUCAGUUUUUGAGCCUUCCUGAAAAUUUCUGUUGGAAUUGUCAAUGAAAAUUCAAUUAACCAUCAAAUUAGGAAGGAAAAAAAAAGAGAAUUUUAUUCAAGCCAAACUGAGGAUCAUAGCCUGGGAAGCAGAUUCUGAGAAAGCUCUGAGAACUGUUCUGCCUGUUAAGAGUCGGAGGCACCGUCAUAUACAUUUUCGAGACAGGAUUGUAUGUCAAAAUGACAAGGUGAUAUUUUACAUAGAUUUCACCCAGGAUGCUUAAUCACGUUAAGGACCUACAGAGCAAGCAGCAAGGCACCAUGACCCCUUACAGAGCUGAGAAAGAGUGCAUCAGAAGAAAAAAGAAAUUGAUCUUUACUGCCGAGCAGGCCCUCCUAUCUUUGCAGAACUGUGGCUAAUGUGUAACGCAGAUGCAGACUGCACAUCAGGGGGAGAGGGCAGAGGUCCAAAUGGACACAUAGAGAGAAUUUUGUUUAAAUCUUUCUUGUCCGCCUUUAAAAGAUAAAUUUUAUUUCAUUGGAAUCUUGCUCAGAAUUGCAAUAAUUAUAUAGGUUAUAUGUAAAAAUGAAAAAUGAGAACUCGGAAUCUGUUUCUGCACAAGAGAUUCUAUAUGAGUUGUGAUUUUGCACAAGAAGCCAAAAAAGAAAUUGUAAAUUAUAAGCAUAACCCUUCCCCCAAAAGAAAAUACAGUUUUAUUGCAUUGGGAGCCCAUUAGGUUAUUUAGCUAUCAGAAAGGCAUCUACUGAGCAGGGCCUGUGUACUGGGACGUAGACAGUGUCUCCGUAUUCCAGUGUGUGGACAUAAUGAUAAACAUAGAAACACACACACAGAAGCAAAAAUGCAGAUGGUGAGACUGCUAAGGUAAAGAAAGAAACAGGAAGGGGAGGUGGGACCUGGGAGCUGUUCUUGGUUGGGUGAUCCAGGAAGCCCACCUAGAAAGAAAUAUUUUUUUUUUAAUUUAUAGUUUUUUAAAUUAAUUAAUUUAUUUUUUAAUUUAAGCAACUAUUUUAUUUCAUUUUUUUGUUUUUUGGGGGGAGGGGGUUGUAAUUAAGUGUACGUAUUUAUUUUUUAUUGGGGAUACUGGGGAUUAAACCCAGGACCUUGUGCCUGCUAAGCAGACACUCUACCACUGAGCUAUACCCUCCCUCCAAGAAACAUUUAAACUGAGCUUUGAGUGACCAGAAAGAUCCAGCUAUGCAGACACUCAAGGGGAGAACGUUUCAGGCAGAAGGAACAGCCAGUGCCAAAGCCCCAGGGCAGGCAUGAGAUUAUCUGCACACGGGGGGGGG
Messenger RNA from Camelus dromedarius (Arabian camel), 8765 nucleotides. RefSeq names its product chromosome 10 C9orf153 homolog (gene C10H9orf153). The coding region runs from base 2106 to 2879 and encodes 257 amino acids. The record is from RefSeq and is a predicted model, not a curated record. Lineage: Eukaryota; Metazoa; Chordata; Mammalia; Artiodactyla; Camelidae. The transcript has 10 exons.